Messenger RNA from Lachancea dasiensis, 1062 nucleotides. Lineage: Eukaryota; Fungi; Ascomycota; Saccharomycetes; Saccharomycetales; Saccharomycetaceae. The record is from the annotation of a GenBank genome assembly.
AUGUCUGCUCAGAAAAGAUUGCUCACUCAAGAUGACUUGGAAUCGUGGAAACGUUCGCAAACUUUUGAGCACCUUAUUGAGUUCAUUGUAGAACUUGCGGAUUCGGUUAAGGGCUUUGAGAAUAACCAGUACCAAGUUCCCAUUGGCGAACCUGUAGAAAAAUGUUCUACACUAUUAGAUGAGAUAAGUGCUCUUAUUGAGCUGUUUCCCGUUGAGGAAGAUGCCGGAACGUCAAGAUUUGGUAAAGUAGAAUUUCGCUAUUUCUACAAUGAACUGAAGGCCAGAUCCAGUGCCCUUAUUUCUCAGGCUUUUCCACGCCUGAAGAAAAGCCAAACUGAGGAACUGGCUGUCUAUCUGAGGGAAUCAUGGGGGGACUCUAGAAGGAUUGAUUAUGGCUCAGGACAUGAGCUAAACUUCAUGUGCUUUCUGUACGGACUUCGCGUGUAUGGAAUACUUAGCCCUUCUCAGAACAGGAAUAUUGUGCUGAAGCUAUUCGUACGAUAUCUUUCAAUCAUGAGGGUCCUGGAGACAAAAUACUGGUUGGAACCUGCAGGUUCGCAUGGGGUGUGGGGUUUGGACGAUUAUCAUUUCUUGCCCUUUUUAUUCGGCGCUUUCCAACUCUCUGUUCAUAAACACCUAAAACCGAAAUCUAUCCACAAUGCAGAGACUGUCGAGAUGUUUGCAGAUAGAUAUUUGUAUUUUGGAUGCAUUGCAUUUAUAAAUCAAGUCAAAACGACAGCCUCAUUGAGAUGGCACUCUCCCAUGUUGGACGACAUCAGUGGCGCAAAAAGCUGGACAAAGGUUGCAAAAGGUAUGGUCGAAAUGUACAGAAUAGAAGUAUUAGGGAAGUUGCCCAUAAUGCAGCACUUUUUCUUUGGGUCGUUUUUGGAGUGUCCAGAGGGAGUUUCACCACCAAACUCUCACGCAGAAGACGACCAUGGUCACUGUAGUCACGGGCCUCUACUCAAUACUUGGGGAGACUGUUGUGGGAUUAGAGUUCCGAGCGCUGUUGCCGCAACAGGAGCUAAAAGAGCUGGUCCCAAAAUAUUACCGUUUGAUUAG